This is a messenger RNA of Nerophis ophidion (straightnose pipefish), 1294 nucleotides long. RefSeq names its product protein SGT1 homolog. Gene Ontology annotation, molecular function: protein-folding chaperone binding. The record is from RefSeq and is a predicted model, not a curated record. Gene Ontology annotation, biological process: protein stabilization. NCBI's taxonomy places the organism in Eukaryota, Metazoa, Chordata, Actinopteri, Syngnathiformes, Syngnathidae. The transcript has 3 exons. Bases 7 to 762 code for a protein of 251 amino acids.
CUGUCAAUGCAGCUCAACUCCAAAUGCACGUCCAUGCCAGUGUCGGCCGCAUUGUGUUCCGCCUCUCCCUUGUUUUCCCGAUGUAAUGAUUGGCAUCAGAUGCUCCCGCCACACCCUGCUCAUUUCAUCGCUCACACCGGCCCUCUGGCUGACAGGCGUCUCGUUAGUGCACCGUGUCUGUCGGCGAAGUACGAGAUUGAGCUGUGCCCUCGUUGUAUCCCCGACGUCUCCUUCCCGCACGGUCUGAGUCGUCAGCCGAGAACAGACGGUCCUCCCUGGCCCCGUACCUUCAAGAUGUCACUUUUAUUAGAAAUGCUAUUUCUGUCCCCCUACGCACCAAAGAAAAACAUUUGGUUUCACGUUGCCUCCUUUCUUUCCUCUCGCUUGUCUGGUCAGGUGGAGAUGAAGAUGAAGAAGACCGAGGCCAUCCGAUGGGAGAGCCUGGAGGGAGAGGGACAGGAAUCCAACAUCAAACACUUCGAUCCCAACGAGUACCCGACAUCGUCCCAGCACAGCCGCAAAUGGGACAAAAUCGUGGUGGACAUUAGCGAGGAGGAGAAGAACGAGAAGCUGGAGGGAGACGCGGCCCUCAACAAGGUCUUCCAGCAGAUCUACACCGAUGGUUCAGACGAGAUCAGACGUGCCAUGAACAAGUCUUUUACGGAGUCACAUGGCACAGUUUUGAGCACCAACUGGAAAGAUGUGGGCAAGAGAAAAGUGGAUCCGAGCCCGCCGGAUGAUGUCGAGUUGAGGAAGUACUGAACCUCCUUACCUCGCUCUCUCUCCUCCGCUUCCUUUCCCCCCCGCCCCCCUCUCAGUUUGACCUCGGUCCCUGCAUUCCACUCAGUCUCCUCCUCCGACCUGUGGUCUUCCACCAACCAGUACAGUUCAUUUCAGUCCAUGGGAAUGCAGUGGAACCUCCAUGUACAAACUUAAUUGGUUCCUGGACUGGGUAGAUGAAUAGAAAAGUUCCUAUAUGCGUUUCUAAAUAUUAAAAAGUCUGCUUACAAUAAAGCCUAAGGGAGCCGCUCAAUUUUGCCUAUAAAGCAGCUAAAAAAACUCCAUUAAGGUUUUAUAUACAUCAGGGGCGUCACCCUUAGAGGGCUGCUUGUUACAAUAAAUGUAAGAAUAUAAAAGUAUAAUCGCCUCAUAUUAUUGCACAAUUGCCUAUGCAUUUGGUUAUUUAAUUUGUGCACGUACAAAUUGUGAAGUGAAUUAUAUUUAUAUAGCGCUUUUCUCUAGUGACUCAAAGCGCUUUGCAUAGUGAAACCCAAUAUCUCAGUUACAUUUAAAC